This is a messenger RNA of Nomia melanderi (Alkali bee), 4903 nucleotides long. Lineage: Eukaryota; Metazoa; Arthropoda; Insecta; Hymenoptera; Halictidae. The record is from RefSeq and is a predicted model, not a curated record.
CGACAAAGAAAAGUGCCGCUAGUUCUGACGACCUCUACAUCGUUGAAACAGUGUGGUCUGCUAUAUUAAUCGGUAUUGAUACAGACGAAAUCAUGGUUUUGUUAAAGUUUUAGGAAAUUAUUUAAUUAAUUCAAAUAUAUAGCGAAUGAUUUUGAAUAAAACUCGCUAUAAUAUUAUUUUUAUGUAUUCGAUUUUAAUGUACUUUAAUUAUAAAGUAAGCAAUUCAUAAUCAUUUAAUACAACUUUAACCUAAAUAAAUGUCAAUCGUUGAAAUUGAUGAUAAUAUUCAACCAAACAUUGCAAAAACCAAGUAAAAUUGCAUGAUAUUCAUUAUGAUGAAUACUAGUUCUAAUAAAUAAAAAUGAGCGAGACAAGUGAAACGCAAAAUAAGGACAUUGGUCCAGGAACUCUAACAGAACAAGAAUGCGAAUUAGCGCAAAAUGCGCUUUCUGAAUUUCAUAAAGGAUCAUAUACCAGUUGUUUGUCAUAUUUAAAUAAAUUGGAAACUCUUAGACCGAAGGAUUUAAAAGUAAUGCACAAUAAAGUUGUAGUAGAAUGUUAUAAAAAUGACUUGAAAAAAACAGAAUUAUUACGAAAAAGUUUAAAUGCAAUAUGUGGACAAAUGUCAUUGACUGAUUCAACUGAAACUAUAGACGACAUUCAGAAGUGUGUUAUGAGAUAUAAUCAAGCCGUUUUAUUAUAUCAUACAAAACAAUACAGUGCAUCGCUUCAAAUUAUCAAUAGAUUAUUUGCUUUUAUAGAACCUAUGGAAGAAUCGUUAGCUCACAAAGUUUGCCUACUCCUGAUAGAACUACAUAUAGUAACUAAUCAACCAGAUGCUGCAUUAUCUUUAAUAAACUAUAUAGAAAGUCAACUGAUAUCAACAGAUAAUUCUAAACUUGCAUCUGUUGAUAAGGAAGGUAUAAUGAAACCUGUCACAGAACAGAAAGAUCAAAAAAAGGAAACUGAUACAGUCACUGAUGCAUUUAAAAUAAAAUUAUUGAAAUGUAAAGCUAGGAUAUACCUUAUGAUGCAUCAACUGAAGUUGUGUAAAAGGGAGUGGAAGGUCCUGGUUUCUUUGGGUACACCUGUAAAUAUUUCGACAGUAUUCUUAAAAGCAAAUCUUGAAUACUUACGGGGAAAUUACAAAAAAGCUAUUAAAUUAUUAAACUCUGUAACAUCAGAAAAUAUGGAUUUUAAAACUAGCGGAGAGUCCCCCGCUGUUUUGUAUUAUAAUAAUAUGGCUUGUAUACAUCUUGCGAUGGGUAAACCAAAUUUAGCGUGUUUUUAUUUGAAAAAAGCUUUACAUGAAAAUAAAUGUGCAGUGGAAAGCGUACAAUCAAAAGAUAGUGAUCCUUUUUCUUCACAACCUUUGUACACGCUUGGUGGAAACAAACACUAUCAGUUAAUGUACAGUUUAGGUGUAUCAUUAUUACAUGCGAAUCAGGCAUCAGCUGCUUUUGAUUGUUUUAUGGAAGCUGCUCAGAAACUUCAUAAUAAUCCUAAACUUUGGUUAAGAGUUGCAGAAUGUUGUAUUUAUUGUCACAAAUCGACAAAUGAAGUUGAUUUUAAUAUUCCGAAACGAAGAAAGGAUUUAGUACAGAGGGUUCUAGGGUCUGGAAUUCAUAGAAAAAUUAUUUUGGCUUCUUCUCUUUCUAAAGAUAUAAAAUAUCAUUCUGAAAGUUUCCCGUCUGCAAUGCCUCAGUUAACAUUAGAAUUUGCAUCUCUUUGUUUAAAGAAUGCAUUGUUUUUAUUGCCAAAUAUCAAUGAACUUAAUGAACUUAAUGUUCCAAUUACAACAAUUACUGGCUCGCAAUCAGUACCUUUAUCAUUAACAGCUGGUCAUAAUUUAGGUGCUCAACAUUCAACAUUAAUGUCACAAGUGUCUACCGUUGAAGCAUUAAAUUUGAAAAUCAGUGUUUUGGCAGCUAGUGCUUACGUGUGUUUAUGUCUGGGCGAUUACGUUGUUGCUCUCGAACACGCCAAAUCACUAUUAAAUGUCAAUAAAUUACCAGGAGCAUAUAAAAUGCUAGGAAAUCUUUAUGCCGCGGAAAGUUUAAUAUUUAUGGACAAAAUUAGCGAAGCAAUUGAAUAUCUUAAACCGGAAAAUAUUCAAGAUUUGAAUACUUUCGUACCCAUACCUGAAACGCAAGAUAAAGAUAAAGAUAAAAACGAUGAAUUUGUUUCAAAACCUAUAAAGAUGUGGUAUCCGACGACUGUUCCUACCGGUAUCGCUGUACUUAAAUAUAAUUUAGCUGUAGCUUAUGCGAUUCGUGGUGAACUUGACAAAUCUGGAGAAACUUUAAAACAAGUAUGGAUGUCUAAAGGACCAGACUGCGAUGUUCCUAUACAUGUAAUAAUGUUAGCUUUAUAUAUAGAAUUACAAUUAGAUUUAUCCGGAGACCUGAAUGCCUCACCGGUUGAGGAGGAAGGACAGCGGAAGGCUGUCCAUUACAAACUUAACAGAAGAAAAUUAAGAGGACGCACUUCCUUGGAUUCGAGGUUCAUUAAAGAAUCGAGGCCCGUUGACAUGGAGGAAGUGGAUGUUCAGCAGGAGUCGAGGGACACGGUGGGCAGCUUGAUGUUCUCCCCGCCGCCAAUGAAGAAGUCAGACACGAGGGACAGCAUUUCUUCCGUGGACAGCGACGUGAGCCUUUCCUUCGACCGCAGGGGCUCCAAAGGGGAGGAAGCCGAUCUGUCGGACAGUGCGAGUUCCGAUAACGAGAUGAAAAAGAAGAACCUCGCGAAACAGCAGCUAAAUUCGGAUCAGGAUUCGGGCGCUGAUCUAACGGAAGACGCUAACACCAGCGAGUCGAAGAAUCUGAAGCAAGAGAAAAGACCGGCCGAAGGAACCGCGAACGAUGCGGAGGACGAUUUCAUCCCGCCCAGCGACGAACUGGCGGAGAAGAUAUGCACCCAAGUGGAGUUUUACUUCUCCGAUGAAAACAUAGUUAAAGACGCGUUUUUGCUGAAACACGUGAAGAGGAACAAGGAAGGUUACGUAUCUUUGAAACUGAUCUCGAGCUUCAAGCGGGUGAAGCAUCUCAGCAGAGACUGGAGGGUGGUUGGCACUGCUUUGGCCAAAUCGAAGAGACUACAGGUCAAUCCGCAAGGGACCAAACUGCGUAGAGUCGAUCCUUUGCCACCGUUCGAUCAAACCGCUCCUUCGAGGACGAUUUUGGCCGCGAGACUUCCGCUAGAGAAGUUGUCGGUAGAGUCCGUGGCAGAAAUCUUUCGACCGUGCGGAGAGAUCGCUCUUAUCAGGGUUCUUCGACCAGGACACCCUGCGCCGGCGGAGGUGCGACAAGCGAUCGCCAAGAGGCCAGAGUUAGCGUCCAGCGAGGAGUGCGCGAUGGUCGAGUUCACAGACUCAGCGGCCGCUCGUCUUGCUCUGCAAAUGACCCUGGGCGAUGCCAAGGUGUUCGAGCUGCAACAAUCCAGCGACAAGAAGAGGAAACAACAGUCAACGAAGAAAACUGCCUUGACGAGAUUGUCCAAAGAGGAAGCUUACAACUCUUCGAGUUGUGCCAGCGGAUCCGAGGCCGAAGAUGGGAAAGCUAGACACAAGAAACCCAUUCACGGUUAUCCAAUGUAUCACGCUUAUCCGGGCCACCCCUUUCAAGGACCGCCUUCGCCGGACGCAUGGCUAUCUCGUCGAUUAUCCGGCUGCUCGGUGUCAGGCUCGGAAAGCGGUUUCAUUCUUCGCCGCUUGUCUUCCUGUUCCGGUUCGGGGUCUGGCUCCGGUUCUGGCUCGGAAAUCGGAAGCUUCGGCAGACGCUACUCUGCCUGUUCCUCUGGUUCGGAGACCGGUUACUGCCACCCGGUCUUCCCGCCGAAUUACUAUUACCAGGAGAACCGACGUUUCUCCUGUUGCUCGAAUUCAAGUUCGGAAUGUAGCGCUGCCUGUUAUCACUCUAGUCGUCGUGGUUCCACGGAUUAUGGGUCAUACCUGAGGAAGCUGUCCGCGUGUAGCCGAGACUCCGGCUUCGACAUGUCCGCAAGGAGACUGUCCCUAUGCUCCUCCGGUUCCGAACAGGCCACUUUCUGCCGACCUAGGAGCAACAGUGGCGUGACUUUGACUCACCUACCAGAAAAUGUGACGAGAAUGCCGUCUGGGCCGGAUGGCACUCGAGGAUUCGGCCGACCAUCAAAAAUUGCUCAUGCCAUGCCACCGUCAAUGGAACCGACCUACUAAAUGUCCUUUGAUUUCUAGAUUAUUCGGAUCUCUAAACCUGGAACACGAAGUUUGUUUAGAUUGUUGUUAUAGAGAGUAAUAUCGCCUAGUCUAACUAAAUAAUUUCGACCAUUUUCGUUUACGAACGCUGCGCAUACUGUACUUGUGUUUUUGGUACGUAACGAUUGCUCGGGAAAGCCUUGAAAGAAGUUUUCAGUUUUUCUUUUUUAUAAAAGUAAUUAUUUCUACGUGGAAUUGAUUUAUACAUUCGAUAACUUUACGUUGCUCUUCUGAUUUCGUGUUUCCGUUUCAAGUACGCGGCUCUUUCACCGAUGAUGGAUAUAUUUGGAAGUAAUCACCGAGCUGUGCGUUAUUUAUAUCUAUUGUUAUAGUGUACCUAGCAAUAAGAGGCUAACCGCCUGAAUAAAUGUAAAUAUGUGUAUUAGUCUACCUGUAAUUACAAGUGACAGUUUGUUGAGAAUUUUAAAAGCUACGCAUAUAUUCGCCGUUUGCAUCUACUUAAGCGGAUAGUAUUAUAUGAGAACGUUUCGAUUACGAGAUUCUGUGAUAUUGAUCAGUAAUGUGCGAACUUCGGAAUCUUAAGUAGAAUAUACACACAUUGUACGGACGUUGAUUCGUGAGCUAUUUUCGACGCUUUACUAUUACUUAUUAUAUUGCAAUAAUUACGGGACAUUGUGAAAAAUAUAUAUUACUAUGUUUUCGUUGUAA